GCAGUUGCAGGUUGACGAGUCUCUGACAAGGUACAUGCAACAGUAUUCCCAUUGAUCUCCAGUCCAGCUGGUGUAAUCAGGUUAAGGGCAAGCAGACAUCACCUAGCCAUCAUGUCAGGUGGUUUAAGUGUGGAAGAGCCUGAAACUGAGAUUCUUGAAAUCUAUGGAGAUGGAGGUGCUGAAGGGUUAAGUGAUGCUAAAGAAACUCAAACAUUUGUGAAAGAAUUCACAAAGUCUCCAUCAGAUGUUGCCGUAAAGAAGAUUAAAGAACACAUUGAGACUCUGGGUCAUGUGACGCUCAACAUAGGAGUAACUGGAAAUACAGGAGCAGGAAAGUCCUCCUUUGUGAACGCCAUACGGGGUCUGAGCGCAGAUGAUGAGGGAGCAGCAGAAACAGGAGUGACGGAGACCACGCAGACACCGACACCAUACCCACAUCCCACAAUGCCAAAUGUCAUCAUAUGGGAUCUGCCAGGUAUUGGCUCUCCCAAAUUCAAAGCAAACACGUAUCUGUCUGAUGUCCAUUUCGAACGUUACGACUUCUUCAUCAUCCUCAGCUCAGAGAGAUUCAAAGAGAAUGACAUUAGCCUGGCCAAAGCCAUCAUGAAGAAGAAACGACUGUUUUAUGUCAUUCGUUCAAAGAUCGACAACGACAUCAAUGCAGAAAAAAAGAAACGAGACUUCAACAAGGAAACAAUGUUAUCUAAAAUCAGAGAGGACCUUAAGAGGAACUUGAAAAGUGUUGGAGACCCAAAGGUUUUUCUGAUAUCCUCCUUUAAUAUCAAUGAUUAUGAUUUCAACAAGUUUCUUGACACUCUGGAGAAAGAACUCCCAGAAACAAAGAUGCAUGCCCUUGUCCUUUCUAUACCCGUCUACUCCUUAGAGGCAUUGCAGAGGAAGAAGAAACAUCUACAGAAGAUGAUCUGGCUCACAGCCUUUGGCUCAGGUGCAAUAGCUACGGUGCCUGUCCCAGGUCUUACAUUGGCAUGUGAUUAUGGAAUCAUCAUGUCAUUUCUAGAAAGAGUUUUUAAAUCUUUUGGGCUCGAUGAUAGCUCUUUGCAGAGGCUCGCAGCACGAGUGCAACUGGACGUGAUGGCAUUAAAAGCUGAAAUUACAUCAAGGUUUCGUGGUGGAGUCACACAUGAAACGAUGAAGUCUUUGCUCGCCACGCCUUCAAUGGCCUCCCUCAUGACCCUCAAGGGGCUCAUGAGUGGGGCAGUGCCAUUGGGACAGCUACCAGCUGGGGCCAUGUCUGUAGGUAUCUUGCACUAUCUGCUUAACAAAGGCCUCAAGGAGAUGGAGAAGGAUGCCAAGUCUGUUCUGGAAAAAGCACAACUGCACUAAGUGGAGAUUCAUCUCAACACAAAUCCAGGGGGAACCCAUGGGUAUAUAUAAUCAAGGCUACAUUUUACUGUAUAUAAAAAUGCCUCCAAGCAAAGGGCACUGGAAGAAUUUGUGUUGUGGACUGGAAUAGUUUUGACAUUCUCUCUGAAGAGAAAAACUUCUUACGUGAAAGUGAAUAUGUGAUCAUACUGUAAAUGCUUAAUAUUUGCAUCAGUUAAAUUGUUAAUCAAGUUACAGUUUGUAUCAUGUCACGGUUUGUAAUCCAAUUAGCUGUAACAUGUUUCAAUAUACGCGUACGCUGCCAACUGCCCUGUGAAUUAUACAAGGACACACAAAUAUACAGUAUAGAAUUAUCUCCCACUUGAUCCCUUUGGCAUAAAGAGCAGGUGAUAAGGGUUUCACAGCUAAGAGAUGACUGUACUCUGGCUAAGCUUCAACAACUUAAGCCUGCCUUACACUGACAAGAUUUGGGAAAGAUUCUUGAAAGAUUUUAGUCUUUUGAGUAAAGCUUGAAUGAGGGGUAUUAGUUAAAAGACUACAAUCUUUCAAGAAUCUUUCCCAAAUCUUGUCACUGUAAGGUAGGAAUUAGUUCACAUAGGGUUAAUACCCCACCCAGUGGCUGGUAAGUUGACCAAAUUCACCUGCCAGUCAGUAGGCCUACACAAAUUCACGAGAAUUUGGCUGGUGGCGGGUGCUAAUUUCCAUCCCUGCCGCACUCUACAUAUCUGUCUAUAUUGUUCAUACAUGUGUAAUGGGUGGCCCAGUAAAUCUAUUUGCUUUUAAGACUGCAAGUUUUCUCUUUCCUGCUUGUAUUGUACUAACCCUUUCGUAUGGAAUGAUUACAAAAACAAUUUACUACAAUUUCCAUUUAAAUUCAAUUGGUGGGUAUAUGAUGAACUAUACAGUACAUCUGCAGAUCUAAUAUUGGAUCAAAUGACGCUAGUAUUCAAUUUCUAUGCAUAUAAUAUCGACCAUAUUGUUAAAGAUACGCUGCAGCAUUAGAAGGAAGGGAAGCACUUACAUAAAUAAAUCAAUUACAUUUUAUUGAGACGUAGUAAGAUUAAUCUGACAAUGUGAAGCACUACAAAUAUUUUCAAUUUCAAACAAACUUUCAAAUGAUGUGUAAUAUGACUAUACUACAUAACAAUCUGAUGUAUUAAAAUGAUCUAGAAUGUUGGUGUUUUGGCUUCUCAUUUUUAGUACAUGUUUCUGUUCUUGAUGUGUACCUCAAGAUAUUAAAACAUUCUGACACA
Molecule: messenger RNA, 2597 nt
Organism: Sardina pilchardus (European sardine)
Lineage: Eukaryota; Metazoa; Chordata; Actinopteri; Clupeiformes; Clupeidae
Product: interferon-inducible GTPase 5-like
Exons: 3
Coding region: 112-1344 (410 amino acids)
Cellular component (GO): membrane
Molecular function (GO): GTP binding
Source: RefSeq, a predicted model, not a curated record